This is a messenger RNA of Sabethes cyaneus, 1286 nucleotides long. Its product is annotated as box C/D snoRNA protein 1. The record is from RefSeq and is a predicted model, not a curated record. The coding region runs from base 134 to 1282 and encodes 382 amino acids. NCBI's taxonomy places the organism in Eukaryota, Metazoa, Arthropoda, Insecta, Diptera, Culicidae. The transcript has 2 exons. Gene Ontology annotation, cellular component: pre-snoRNP complex; nucleus. Gene Ontology annotation, biological process: box C/D snoRNP assembly; maturation of LSU-rRNA from tricistronic rRNA transcript (SSU-rRNA, 5.8S rRNA, LSU-rRNA); snoRNA localization.
AUGUGCUAUUGCUAAUGCUAUUGUACUUCGCUCGCAUUUUGCGCUUACCAAUGAUUAUUAUUAGUUUCUUUUUAAGCCAAAGUGCUUUAAUCUAAUAAUUGUAUAUGAUACAUUAGCUUCUGCCCGACGCACAAUGGAAACCAGCGAAAGUGAAGAUAAUCUAGAUAUUUUGCAGUCUUCGCCAAGACUGGGAUUAUGCGAAGUGUGCAACGCUGUACAGGCCAAAUAUACUUGCCCAAAGUGCGAAGUCAAAAGCUGUUGCCUGAAAUGUCUCAACAUCCAUAAAAAGGAGCUUAACUGCGAUGGAAUUCGUGAUCGAACCAAAUAUAUCGCGCUUAGAAAGAUGACUAAAAUGGAUAUGAUGAGCGACUACUACUUCCUGGAGGAGGCAACCAGAUUUGUAGAUGAUAGGAAGCGAGAUAAAACGAAGCGGUUUACACGCUACAACAAAACUUUACCACCACCGCUGUUUCGAAUGCGGUGCGCCGCGCGGGAUCGCGGCACGACUCUGAAAUUCUUAUUGCAAAAUUUUACGCGACAUCAGCGUAAUACUAGUCAGCUGAAUUUCAAAACUGCGGUUAUACACUGGCGAGUCGAAUGGUGUUUUCCCAAUGCUGAAGGAUUAGUAUUCGUCGAUGAGCGCUGCGAUGAAAACGAUAAACUGUAUGCUUUAUUGAGCAAAUAUCUUGACACGGGAACGUCGGAAGAUCUACCCUGCAAGAACAAACUUGAAUUUUAUCAGUCACGCGACUUAAACCAUUUACGAGUUCUGCUCAAAGCGGAAGGUGUUAAACGAUGCAAAAAUCGUUAUUUUGAGCUAAAACCAAAUUUAUCUUUAAAAGAUAAUCUGAGGGGUAAAACUAUCGUCGAGUAUCCAUUGAUAUAUGUAAUUUUUGAAGAAACCUCCGACGGCUUUGAUAUCAUCGAAUCUGAUGACGAUGUCGAAGCGGAAACAAAAACCUAUCAAAACUAUUUGGAUCAGCAGUAUGGCCAGCGAUCCUAUCCAUACAAACAUGUGACGCGACAGCAGCAACAGGCACAGAUGCAGGAAACUAAACUACUGAAGGGCAUCGACAGGUUGGAGAUCGACCGAAAACGCGAGGAGCGUCGAAAGAAGAAGCAGACCGCUGAAAAAGAACCAGUGAAUUUACUUUUUAGCGACGAAAAUUUGUGGAAACAGUACUCGUCCGAUUCGGACGGUGUAGUUACCGAGGAGGAAAUGGAUGCUGAUCAGGAUGAGGUGGAGUUUUCACCGAAAAGAAUUAAAUUGAGUAUGAAAUAGAAGG